Messenger RNA from Lepus europaeus (European hare), 4954 nucleotides. It is a transcript of the gene BNC2, whose product is annotated as basonuclin zinc finger protein 2. NCBI's taxonomy places the organism in Eukaryota, Metazoa, Chordata, Mammalia, Lagomorpha, Leporidae. The transcript is spliced from 11 exons. The record is from RefSeq and is a predicted model, not a curated record. Gene Ontology annotation, cellular component: nucleus. The coding region runs from base 120 to 3716 and encodes 1198 amino acids. Gene Ontology annotation, biological process: regulation of DNA-templated transcription.
GGGGAGGGCGAGCCAGGCCGCGACUGAAGGAGCGAGCGGCGGCCGAGGGGCUGGUCCAGGCGCGGCCGCUAAGAGGAGACCAAGAGGCGGGGGCUGCACUUGACAACCAGCAUGCCGAGAUGAUCAACAAAAGGGAUUCUUGGGUCCUAGAGACCAAAGAAAGAAUCAGCAGGAAUGCCCAGGGUGAAUUGAUGGAUUGCAGAGCCUGGCUGGCACGCUUUGUGCCCACUCCACCUCCACGUAGCCUUGCUUGCAAAUCAGAGGACAGGCUUAGUGAACAAGACUGGCCAGCGCCUUUCAAGGUCCCAUGUUAUGGGGUUGACACUUCCCAAGCUGAGUCAGAAGAGGCAGAAGUGGAUGUGAGAGAAAGAGAGACACAGAGAGACAGAGAGCCAAAGAGGGCGAGAGACUUGACUUUAAGAGACUCCUGUACUGACAACUCCAUGCAGUUCGGAACCAGACCGACUCCGGCUGAACCAGGGUUCAUGGGGACAUGGCAAAACGCUGACACUAACCUCUUAUUCAGAAUGUCCCAACAGGUUCCACUGGCAUGUGCUGGCAGAGUGCUGGGUGCAGACUUUUGCCCAAACCUGGAGGAGCCAGACCAGAGGCUGGAAGUCCAGGCCAUCCGUUGCACACUGGUAAACUGCACAUGCGAAUGUUUUCAGCCGGGGAAGAUUAACCUGAGGACUUGCGAUCAGUGUAAACAUGGCUGGGUGGCACAUGCCUUGGAUAAGCUCAGCACGCAGCACCUGUACCACCCUACCCAAGUGGAAAUUGUGCAGUCCAACGUGGUGUUUGACAUCAGCAGCUUGAUGCUUUAUGGGACGCAAGCAGUGCCUGUGCGGCUAAAGAUCCUUCUGGACCGGCUCUUUAGCGUCCUGAAGCAAGAGGAGGUGCUGCACAUUCUGCACGGCCUGGGCUGGACUCUGCGGGACUACGUCAGGGGAUACAUCCUUCAGGAUGCUGCCGGCAAGGUGCUGGACCGCUGGGCCAUCAUGUCUCGAGAAGAGGAAAUCAUCACCCUUCAGCAGUUUCUGCGGUUUGGAGAAACCAAAUCCAUCGUGGAGCUGAUGGCAAUUCAGGAGAAAGAAGGGCAGGCCGUGGCUGUGCCGUCUUCAAAGACAGACUCAGACAUAAGGACUUUCAUUGAGAGCAAUAAUCGCACCAGGAGCCCCAGCCUCCUCGCUCACUUAGAGAACAGCAAUCCUUCCAGCAUUCAUCACUUCGAAAACAUCCCCAACAGCCUUGCGUUUCUGCUUCCAUUCCAGUACAUAAACCCUGUGUCAGCCCCUCUGCUGGGGUUGCCUCCGAAUGGGCUCCUGUUAGAACAACCAGGACUGCGGCUGAGGGAGCCCAGCCUGUCAACCCAGAACGAAUAUAAUGAGAGCAGCGAAUCCGAAGUAUCUCCCACACCUUAUAAGAAUGAUCAAACGCCCAACAGAAAUGCCUUGACCAGCAUCACUAACGUGGAACCCAAAACCGAGCCAGCCUGCGUCUCCCCCAUUCAGAAUUCUGCCCCAGUCAGCGAUCUGUCCAAAACUGAACACCCAAAAAGCUCCUUCCGGAUUCACCGAAUGAGAAGGAUGGGGUCGGCCUCCAGGAAAGGAAGAGUGUUCUGUAAUGCAUGUGGGAAGACAUUCUAUGACAAAGGUACUCUGAAAAUUCAUUAUAAUGCUGUUCACCUGAAGAUCAAACACCGAUGCACCAUCGAAGGUUGCAACAUGGUCUUCAGCUCUCUCCGAAGCCGUAAUCGCCACAGUGCAAACCCCAACCCCCGCCUUCACAUGCCUAUGCUAAGGAACAACCGAGACAAGGAUUUGAUCCGUGCCACGUCGGGAGCUGCCACCCCUGUCAUAGCAAGUACAAAAUCAAAUCUCACUCUCACAAGCCCUGGCCGGCCCCCGAUGGGCUUCACCACUCCCCCACUAGACCCAGUCUUACAGAAUCCUCUCCCUAGCCAGCUGGUAUUUUCUGGGCUAAAGACUGUACAACCAGUUCCUCCAUUUUAUAGAAGUUUACUCACUCCUGGGGAAAUGGUGAGUCCUCCAACCUCCCUCCCAACCAGCCCCAUCAUUCCAACCAGCGGUACCAUAGAGCAGCACCCCCCACCACCCUCUGAGCCAGUAGUGCCAGCAGUGAUGAUGGCCACCCAUGAGCCCAGUGCCGACCUGGCACCCAAGAAAAAGCCCAGGAAGUCAAGCAUGCCUGUGAAGAUCGAGAAGGAAAUCAUUGACACGGCCGAUGAGUUUGACGAUGAAGACGAUGACCCCAAUGAUGGCGGCGCCGUGGUCAAUGACAUGAGCCAUGACAAUCAUUGCCACUCCCAGGAGGAGAUGAGCCCAGGCAUGUCUGUGAAGGACUUUUCUAAGCAUAACAGGACCCGGUGCAUUUCAAGGACUGAAAUCAGAAGGGCUGACAGCAUGACUUCGGAGGACCAGGAGCCCGAGCGAGACUAUGAAAAUGAGUCUGAGUCUUCGGAGCCCAAGCUAGGCGAGGAGUCCAUGGAGGGGGAUGAGCACAUUCAUAGUGAGGUGAGCGAAAAAGUCCUGAUGAACAGUGAGAGGCCCGAUGAGAACCACAGUGAGCCCUCCCACCAGGACGUCAUCAAGGUGAAGGAAGAAUUCACAGACCCCACGUACGACAUGUUUUACAUGAGCCAGUAUGGACUGUACAAUGGUGGCGGGGCCAGCAUGGCUGCCCUGCACGACAGUUUUACAUCGUCUCUGAAUUAUGGCAGCCCUCAGAAGUUCUCCCCAGAAGGGGACCUGUGUUCUAGCCCAGACCCCAAAAUCUGUUAUGUGUGCAAGAAGAGUUUCAAAAGCUCCUACAGCGUGAAGCUUCACUACAGGAACGUUCACUUAAAAGAGAUGCACGUGUGCACGGUGGCUGGCUGCAACGCCGCCUUCCCCUCUCGCCGAAGCAGAGACAGAAACAGAAAUUUACGGAUGGAAAGAACCAUAGGUCCAGGACAUCGAGACAGCCUGCAUCUCCGGAUGAGCUCGGGAGCACAUCUUCUCCGGAAUACACCAGCCCGACUCAGCCCACACACCAGACACAGUGCCAACAUAAAUCUGCAUCGUAAACUGUUGACCAAAGAACUCGAUGACAUGGGCCUGGACCCCUCGCAGCCCUCCCUUAGCAAGGACCUCCGGGAUGAAUUUUUGGUGAAGAUCUAUGGUGCCCAGCACCCCAUGGGGCUUGACGUCAGGGAAGAUGCCUCCUCUCCCGCAGGGACUGAAGACUCCCACCUGAACGGGUACGGGAGAGGCAUGGCGGAGGACUACAUGGUCCUUGACCUGAGCACCACCUCCAGCCUGCAGUCCAGCAGCAGCAUCCACUCCUCCCGGGAAUCCGAUGCCGGCAGCGAUGAGGGGAUUCUUCUCGACGACAUUGACGGGGCCAGUGACAGUGGGGAGUCAGCGCACAAGGCCGAGCCCCCUGCCCUCCCUGGUGGCCUGGGGGCUGAAGUUUCCGGAUCUCUCAUGUUCAGCAGCUUGGCUGGGAGCAAUGGUGGGAUCAUGUGCAACAUCUGCCACAAAAUGUACAGCAACAAGGGGACCCUGCGGGUGCACUACAAAACGGUGCAUCUGCGAGAGAUGCACAAGUGCAAAGUCCCAGGUUGCAAUAUGAUGUUUUCCUCCGUGCGCAGCCGAAACAGGCACAGUCAAAACCCCAAUCUCCACAAAAACAUUCCCUUCGCUCCCGUAGAUUAGUCCCAGAACGGACACUACAAAUGCCAGCUCUCACCAGAUGGCCUCCGUGUUGGAACUGCCAUAGUCAUUGUGUGCUUACGUACUUGGGGGGGGUGUGUGUGUGUGCAGGUGUCCACGCCUCCGUGUCUGCAUAGACACACACACACACACACUUCUUUAGAUGAAAAAGAGAAACACUAGGUGCUUUUGAAUUUUUUUUUCUUUUUCCUUUAUAGUUUUGGGGAACGGGUGGGGUCUUUAAUUUGGGGGUAUAGAAACAGAGUACCCCUUCAAACACACACACAUGCACACGUACACACGUGUGCAGCUCGCCCCCAUUUUGACAGAAUCAUGCUCGGUCUUCUCCAAAGAGACAACUUGUUGUGCCCAUGACUGUUGCCUGCAAAAAAUAAAAGGGAAAAAAAGAAAAAAGAAACAAAAAGGAACUUCUUAUAGUUGUCUUUUGUGAACUUUUAAGGUUUUGAGAGAAUCUUCGAUUAAAGCAUGGCAGAUUCACCUGUAAAUACUUAGCCUUGAGAGGCCAAUGAUGUAAAACAAUUGUACUGAUGGUUGUUGAACUCUUUUUGUUUAAUUUUUACAGUUACAUCCAGCUGUUAGAUACGCAGGAAAAAAUAGUUUGCUGGCUAGCUCUAUCCAUUUAUGUUAGCAUUAAUGCACAUUUAAAAAAAAAAAGAAAAGAAAACAUGGUCUUGUUUUUACUACCUGUUAGCUGUAGUGAUGAAGAGGUGCUGGCAUGCUUCACAGCACGGAUCUAAUUUUUUAAAAUGUCCUGUACUAGUACGUAAGUCCAGUCAUGCACUUUUUUUCAUACACUACAAGGGGAUGUGUAAUAUCCAUGCUUCUUUUUUUAUCCUUAAACUAUUGCCAUACUUCAGUAAGUGUCUUUUUUAAAAAAAAUUCACUUGUAUAAAAAUGGUCUGGUCAGUAUAGGGCACAAAUGCCAAACAGAAGUACUAGUGUUAACACAAAACUGCCAACUUUGCACAAGUUUCCAGAAAAGAAAAUACAAUUAGUCACUCAACAUAACCACAGGCCAAUUUGUCGGCCACCAGAAAACCGCUUUUACAAAAAUCACUCAGUGAUUCUUUCAAGUGCUGAAUGUUAUUAGAAUCAACAUUGCAUCCUUCGUGCUUAUAUGUUAAGUUACAUAAAAGGAAAACAAAAUUAUGUGGUGUGAAACAGGCAAGGCAUUUAUUCUUUAGAGGCAGGAUAAUAUUUCAGGAUACAAAAGCCCAAAU